AUGAGGCUUUGGUUGGCCGCAGUGCUGGGCUUCCUCGCCCUCAGGGCCCCGAGUGACCAGGCAACGUUUCAGCCGCUGCCGGGGGCUUACCCCAGCAUCACCAACGAGACCUUUAUCAAGUGGGUCGUGGAUGCCCACAACAAGUACCGCUCCGAAGUCCGCCCUUCAGCCUCCAACAUGCUGUACAUGAGUUGGGAUAUAGCUUUAGCUAGAACGGCAAGAGCAUGGGCAAACAAAUGCAUUUUUGAACAUAGUCCAUAUACAGGGAGCCAUCCUGAUCCCAAAUUUCGGCCCAUUGGAGAAAAUCUAUGGAUUUCAAAUGCUGUGAGAAGACCAUUUAAAGCUGAAGGUGCCAUCAAGGCAUGGAAUAGUGAAGUUCGCUCCUAUAAUUUCCAGAACAACAAAUGUACACGAGUAUGUGGUCAUUAUACACAGGUUGUUUGGGAUGUAAGUUAUAAGGUUGGCUGUGCAAUUGUUUUCUGCUAUAGAUUUGGUACAACAAGAAAUAUAGAAAACUUCGUGUGCAACUACGGACCAGGUGGCAAUUACCCAAGGAGGCCUUAUAGAAAAGGACGGCCAUGUAGUGAAUGCCCAAAAGGAGACACUUGUGUAAAUAAGCUCUGUAGUAAGUAUAAAACUAAAUUUAGCUAUACACGAUGGUAUCCAUCCUUUGAAUAUCGGAUUGUAUGUGACGAAUCCUGUAUUGCCUUAGCAAUUUUAAGACCAUCAUUAAUGUUUUUAGCAUUUGGAGUCGUUUACUAUUUACAACACCGUUAUCCAGGUUUAGGCUUGCAACAGUAA
Eublepharis macularius is the source of this 801-nucleotide messenger RNA. Its product is annotated as glioma pathogenesis-related protein 1-like. The record is from RefSeq and is a predicted model, not a curated record. NCBI's taxonomy places the organism in Eukaryota, Metazoa, Chordata, Lepidosauria, Squamata, Eublepharidae. The transcript is spliced from 5 exons. The coding region runs from base 1 to 801 and encodes 266 amino acids. Gene Ontology annotation, cellular component: extracellular region.